Messenger RNA from Asparagus officinalis (garden asparagus), 2292 nucleotides. RefSeq lists its product as uncharacterized. The transcript has 3 exons. The record is from RefSeq and is a predicted model, not a curated record. Bases 1 to 2292 code for a protein of 763 amino acids. Gene Ontology annotation, molecular function: zinc ion binding. Lineage: Eukaryota; Viridiplantae; Streptophyta; Magnoliopsida; Asparagales; Asparagaceae.
AUGGAAAGUGUUCCUAUUGGCACUAAUAGUGGUGUUGAUACACAUGCCAAGGACUUCUCAUUCAUGAAGGGAGAUCUUUACGAGAGUAAGGAGAAAUUGAUCCAUGCUAUUCACACGUAUUCCAUUGCAAAAAAUGUGAAGUUCAGGCCAACCAAAAAUAAUACUACAAGCUAUAAUGUGGUUUGUUUCUAUCGCAAAGAUGACGAUGUCGAAGAUAAUAGUGGACACCACGACGGCAAUGCGAGGUGUCCGUGGAAGCUUAAUUCACGCUCGGGUGCAAGAGUAGGUGGGCAAUUCAAAAUCACGGCAUACAAUGGACUCCACACUUGUAGCAAUCCUCGAUUAGAGAUGAAUAACAAGAAUGCGUCCUCUUCUUUUAUAUAUCGAUUGAUUUUACCGCAUCUGAGGGAGGAUCUUGAUCUAAGGCCGAAAGAUAUCCGUCUUUUAGUGCAUAAAGCCACCAACUUGGAUGUAUCAUAUCACAAGUGUUGGAAUGCUAGGAGGAAGGCGAUGAUAAAAAUAUUCGAGGAUUGGGAUAAUUCGUAUGAGAUCUUACCUCAUUAUCUUGAAGCACUCAAAAGAGAAAAUCUGGGGAUUGUCUACGAAGUAUCUUCGGACCCCGUUGAUGGCGGAGAACGGCGGUUCACCGGUGUAUUUUGGGCAUUUGGGCCCUGUAUUGAGGGGUUUCGAUAUUGCCGUCCUCUUCUUAGCAUUGAUGGAACUCACUUAUAUGGUAAAUACAAAGGUGUUUUGCUUGUUGCAACCGGUGUUGACGCGGAUGGCGGGUUGUUUCCUUUAGCAUUCGUAGUGGUUGAUGUUGAAAACACAGAGAAUUGGGCUUGGUUUUUUGCAUGCAUUAGAUAUCAUAUCCCUAGUGUGGGGACGCGGCCGAUUACAUUCAUAUCCGAUAGGAUGAAAGGAAUUCCAAGAGCACUCCAACGACAUUUCCCGCCACCACAUGCACAUCGCUAUUGCUUGCGACAUAUUAGAGACAACUUCAAGAAGAAGUAUGGAAACGCUCAGGUUCAAGACUUACUUUGGCAAGCCGGUUGUGCAACAGAAAAAUAUGUUUAUGAACAAAUACGAGAGAGGAUCAAGUUCAUUUCACGAGCUGCACAUGAUUGGAUCGAAACUAGUUUGGGUCCAAACAAUGUUGAUAAGUGGGCUUUAUGUGAGGAUGGCGGUCGACGGUUCUGUAUGAUGACUACGAACACGUCUGAGAGCUUCAAUGGCGUGCUCAGGGGAGCAUGCGACAUGCCAAUACAGACACUAGUUGCUAAAACUUUUUACAGACUUAAUAAAUUCUUUGUUCGACAUCGAGAACUUGGUGAAAAUAUCCGCUCAGAGCUAACACCGAAGGUUGAUGAAAUGCUAGCGGCUCGGAUUGUACAAGCUCGGUCCUUUCAGGUUGUACGAUACAGUUUUAAUGAAUGGGAGGUGCUCGAGGGAAUAACCCAUAGAGAAAAUCGCUCUUACAAAGUCAAUAUGUUGGUGGAUCACACUUGUACGUGCACUUGCAAUGUACCGCAACUACAAUUGAUUCCUUGUUCACAUGUUGUAGCAGCUUGCUCCGACCUACAGGGUGGUGCUCGCAUUUCACAUUAUGAAUUUGUCGACGCUUGGUAUUCUGCAUACAACUAUCAACAAACCUACAAAGAGUGUUUUCGUCCACCAUACGAUAGUCGACAUUGGACACAAGAUGGGCCACGGAUAUUACCUCCAUUGUAUAAAAGAUCGGCGGGGCGCCCUCGUUCCGUGCGUAUUAGAAAUAGUAUGAAUGACGGACGUGAAGGAGCUAGGAGGAGAAAUAAGUGCAGUAGAUGUCUAUUCAUUAUGGAUCCGGGACCGGAAAAUCCCGACGUUUUGUACCUUCAGGCGAGUCAUUGUUCAGACCAUAUUGGUUCGGGAGAGCCCGUACCAGAGUUCACAAUGAUCGAGCAUUCCCAGAGUCAUUCGGCUUGGGUCAUUAAGGAUGAGAGGGUACUACUACUGAUCGCUCAGGCCGGUUUUCGACCGUGUUCGACGAUUCGUUAUAUCAGGCUUGAUUGGCCGCUUAUCACUGCUUUGAUUGAGAGGUGGAGGCCAGAGACCAACAGCUUUCACAUGCAUAUAGGGAAGUGCACCAUCACUUUACAGGACGUGGCCGUCAUACUUGGGCUCCGGAUCGAUGGACCGGUAGUUACGGGCACCGAUGAUCAUAGUUGGCCGGGGGUAUGUGCCCGGCUUCUUGGACAGGUUCCCGACUUGAGGAGUGGUGCGAUGAAGCUAUCUUGGCUUCGUCAGACAUUUUAG